Messenger RNA from Oryza brachyantha (malo sina), 2760 nucleotides. Its product is annotated as glucan endo-1,3-beta-glucosidase 4-like. Gene Ontology annotation, molecular function: hydrolase activity, hydrolyzing O-glycosyl compounds. Lineage: Eukaryota; Viridiplantae; Streptophyta; Magnoliopsida; Poales; Poaceae. Bases 543 to 2744 code for a protein of 733 amino acids. Gene Ontology annotation, biological process: carbohydrate metabolic process. The record is from RefSeq and is a predicted model, not a curated record. The transcript has 9 exons. Gene Ontology annotation, cellular component: plasma membrane.
CUUUAAUCCUCCGUGUCCCCAAGAAACUUAAUUGGAUCUCAUCUGCGAGCUCGCUCUCGGUCAAUCCCCCACAGCUUUUCUUUAAUCCCAUCUCCUACACACUUUGAUCGGUAAUCAUCACCACUCCCUGGCGAGGUUUAGGAGCUCUUAAUUGCAAAGCGUGAACCGUGAAGCCUCCGAGAGACAGAAGCUACUCCUAGAAGGAAUCCAAACCAAGAACCGAGACUCCCCCCAAUAGACUGAUGCGCACACACUCCUCGACCUCCUCGGAUUCUCUGUGUGCUGCGUGUCUGUGUGAGUGAGUGAGUGGGUGAGUGAGUGAGUUGGAGAGAGGGCUUCCCAUUUCUCACUGCCUCCAUGCGCCUGUAGUGCACUGCUCCAGCGGUCCAUCUCCAGCCUCCAAUCAUCCAGUUCGUGCUUCGUUAUUGGCUGUGUGUAUCUGGAAAGGGGAAGGGGAAGAGGAAGUGGAAGAAAGGUCUCUUCUCUGGGGGACAAGAUCAGCUUCAGUUAAGAGCUUCUGAUAAAGUGAGUGUCCUUGGAUCAUGAGAAGCUGGAUGCUAGAGCACGGUAGUAUGUGGCCAAUGAGUCUAAAAACUGUGGUGAUUCUGUUAACACUCAUGGUUCGAAAUGUUUCAGGAUCAUUUGUUGGCAUCAAUGUUGGUACUGAUAUUUCGAAGCCACCAUCAGCAUCAGACAUAGUGUCUAUCCUGAAAGAAAAGAAGAUUCAACAUGUUCGUCUGCUUGAUUCAGACCAUCAGAUGCUAACUGCUCUUGCAAAUACUGGAAUAGAAGUGAUGGUCGGGGUUCCAAAUGAUCAACUACUUCGUGUGGGGCAAUCUCGUUCUACAGCUGCUGAUUGGAUUAACAAAAAUGUCGCUGCCUACAUUCCAGCGACUAACAUUACAUAUAUUGCUGUGGGAAAUGAGGUUCUUACUACAGUACCAAAUGCAGCUCUUGUUCUUAUACCUGCAUUGCAAUUCCUUCAAUCAGCACUUUUAGCUGCAAAUCUCAAUACCCAGGUGAAAAUUUCAAGUCCUCAUUCAACAGACAUGAUCUCAAAACCAUUUCCUCCAUCUACUGCCACAUUCAAUUCAACAUGGAGCUCGAUAAUGUCUCAGUAUCUUCAAUUUCUGAACAAUACAGGAUCUUCCUUCAUGCUGAACGCCCAACCUUAUUAUGACUAUGUCAAAGGGCAAGGCGUAUUCCCCUUAGAAUAUGCCCUGUUUCGAUCACUCAACCCUGAUAGUCAAAUUUCAGAUCCCAACACAAAUUUGUUCUAUAGCAAUAUGUUUGAUGCUAUGGUUGAUGCUACUUACAGCUCAAUGCAAGCAAUGAAUUUCAGUGGGAUACCUGUUAUGGUUACAGCUUCUGGGUGGCCAUGGAAUGGUGGGCAAAAUGAGAAGGCUGCUAAUGUGGACAAUGCUUUGGCCUACAAUACAAACCUCAUACGCCAUGUAUUAAAUAAUUCUGGUACUCCUAGUCAGCCCAAUAACCAAGUCAGCACAUACAUAUUUGAGCUGUUCAAUGAGGAUCUUCGGUCAGGACCUGUCUCAGAGAAAAAUUGGGGUAUCAUGUUUCCAAAUGCAACUACUGUGUACAGCAUCACAUUUGAAGACAUGGCCACAGCUAAUAUAGAUUCACCAGCUUUGCGUGGGACGUUCUGUGUAGCGAAUUCAAGUGCUCCUCAUAGUGCACUGAAGCAAAGUUUGGAUUGGGCAUGUGGUCCUGGCUCUGCAAACUGCAGUGCAAUUCAACCUGGGAAACCGUGCUAUAAAUCAGAUGACAUUGUAGCUGUUGCUUCUUAUGCUUUCAAUGAUUAUUACCAUAGAACACAAGCAAGUGGCGGAACAUGCAAUUUCAAUAGCACUGCAAUUGUAACAUCUACUGAUCCAAGCCAUGGUUCAUGCAUUUUUGCAGGAAGCACUGGCUCCAACGGCAGCAGUGGUGGUGCAGCUUCUGGGCCUGUAAGCCAAGACAAUUUUGCUACGCAGAUUCAGUCCUGCUUGUUGAUUCACUUAAUUGGCACAUUGGUGCUCAUUUUAGUUUUCCUGUACGUCACCAACGCAAAGAGCCGGCCCACGUACUCAUCCUUCUUUCCUCCCUCCUCUCCUCCGGCACGCUCCGUCGUCGUCGUCGCCACCGAUCCCUCGAGGACCAUGUCCUCCUCAUCCACCUCCUUCCCCAACUCCCGCUCCCCUUUCCCCUCCGGCGCCGGUGGAGGCGGAAGCUCCGGCGGUGGAGGUGGGGGUGGAGGUAGAGGAUGGAGCGGCGUGCGCCCAUGGGGCUCCAGCGGCGGGACGUCGGUGUCGUCGUCGGGGAAGCGGAUUCAGAAGGAGCUGAUGGAUCUCAGCGCCGCCGACUGCUCCGCCGGGCCUAAGGGCGACAACCUCUACCACUGGCUCUCCACCAUCAUCGGACCCCAGGGGUCCCCGUAUGAAGGAGGGAUAUUUUUCCUUGAUAUUAUAUUCCCAAUUGAGUAUCCAUUUAAACCUCCCACGGUAAUUUUCAAGACAAGAAUUUACCACUGCAAUGUUGAUUCCAAUGGUAACUUGAGUAUGGACAUUUUAAGGGAAGGCUGGAGUCCUGCUUUAACUAUUUCGAAGGUGCUACUUGCCAUUAAAGCCAUCAUCACAAACCCGGAUCCAUACUGCCCACUUGUGCCAAGCAUUGGACGUUUAUACUUGACCGAUAGAUCUAAGCAUGACGAAAUAGCUGCGGAGUGGACAAUGAGGUUUGCAAGAUAGGAGUUCUAUCUGCAGC